Colias croceus (clouded yellow) is the source of this 730-nucleotide messenger RNA. Its product is annotated as ATP synthase subunit O, mitochondrial-like. Gene Ontology annotation, biological process: proton motive force-driven mitochondrial ATP synthesis. Gene Ontology annotation, molecular function: proton-transporting ATP synthase activity, rotational mechanism. The transcript is spliced from 3 exons. The record is from RefSeq and is a predicted model, not a curated record. NCBI's taxonomy places the organism in Eukaryota, Metazoa, Arthropoda, Insecta, Lepidoptera, Pieridae. Bases 6 to 629 code for a protein of 207 amino acids.
AUAAAAUGAAUAAAUUAUUUUCGUUUUAUCCCAUUUUUAAUAGAACAAUGUGUAUGGCUGCAAAAUCUACUAAAACACCUUUAGCUGUUUAUGGAAUAGAAGGACGCUACGUGAGUGCUCUAUAUAGUGCAGCUUUACAAAUGAAGCAAAUAGAACAAGUUGAAAAACAUCUGCUAGCGUUACAAAAGGAACUUCUAAAGCCCAAGGUUGUGGACUUUGUAGAGACCAGUAUGAUCUCAUCAGCUGAUAAGGCUAAAUUGAUGAAAGAAGUUGGCGAACAAGUUGGUAUGCCCCCAGCAGCUAUCAAUUUUCUCGCACUCGUAGCUGAGAACGGUAGAUUGAAAAUGCUCAGAAAAAUGAUAACUAUGUUUUCUGCGGUCAUGGUCGCUCAUCGCAACGAGGCUCGGUGUGAGGUUAUCACAGCUAAACCACUGGACGACUCUACUAGAAAAACGCUCAUGGAAGCUCUCAAAAAAUUAACAAAAGGAGGAAAAAAUGUUCAACUAACUGAAAAAAUUGAUUCCUCAAUCAUAGGAGGUAUGAUUGUCGGUAUUGAAGAUAAACAUAUCGACAUGAGCAUUGCAAGGAAAGUACAAAUGUAUACAGACAUUUUAAAGCAAGCUGUUUGAGUGUUUUCAAUUCUUACAUAUAUGAGGAAUGUUGAUUGUUUAAAUAAAAAUCCAUAAUAUUUUUUAAUAAUUUAUUAUAUAACUAUUAAUUAUCUUACAAA